This is a messenger RNA of Pyrgilauda ruficollis (rufous-necked snowfinch), 438 nucleotides long. RefSeq names its product LITAF domain containing (gene LITAFD). Lineage: Eukaryota; Metazoa; Chordata; Aves; Passeriformes; Passeridae. Gene Ontology annotation, molecular function: zinc ion binding. The transcript is spliced from 4 exons. Bases 1 to 438 code for a protein of 145 amino acids. The record is from RefSeq and is a predicted model, not a curated record.
AUGUCCGGGGAGAAGCAGCGGCCGCAGGUGCCCGUGGUGAUGUACGAGCCGCGCCAGGAGCGGCCCCGGGCCGAGCCCUCGGCGCCGCCGCUGGGCCAGGACGGGGGCUAUGAGUAUCCUUCUCCCCCACCUUACUCGUACAGAGAAACCACCAUCAUCGAGGAGCCGGUUUAUUUGGUGCCCCAGCCUCCCAUCAUCGUGGCAGGGAUCUUCUCCAGCAAACCAACAUCCACAAUCUGUCCUUCCUGCCGCCAGCACAUCACCACCCAGGUCACCUACAGACUGGGCAAGCUGUCCUACCUCCUGUGCACCAGCCUGUGCAUGGUUGGGUGCUGCUUCGGAUGCUGCCUCGUCCCUCUCUUCAUCAGGAUCUUCAAGGAUGCAGAUCAUUACUGUCCAUGCUGCCAGUUUCACAUUUAUAGAUAUAAAAGACUAUAG